Messenger RNA from Brassica oleracea var. oleracea, 1325 nucleotides. Its product is annotated as dehydration-responsive element-binding protein 2A. Lineage: Eukaryota; Viridiplantae; Streptophyta; Magnoliopsida; Brassicales; Brassicaceae. The record is from RefSeq and is a predicted model, not a curated record. Gene Ontology annotation, cellular component: nucleus. Gene Ontology annotation, molecular function: DNA-binding transcription factor activity; transcription cis-regulatory region binding. Gene Ontology annotation, biological process: positive regulation of DNA-templated transcription; response to stress. The transcript has 2 exons. Bases 134 to 1138 code for a protein of 334 amino acids.
AUCCUUCUCGUCAACAGAUAUUUUCGAUUUCUGAUAGAAGCUUUUAUCUAAGCCCAAAGGAGAAAGACGCGAAAUAGUGAACAAGGAAGCGAUUCGUCUGCGUACAAAGGUUUUGUUGAUUCUGGGACCAAAGAUGGCAGUGUACGAUCGUAGUGGAGAGAUCAAUAAAACUGAAUUUGAUACAACCAAGAAAAGGAAAUCGAGAAGUAGGCGCGAUGGUACUACCGUGGCUGAUAGGAUCAAGAUGUGGAAAGAGUAUAACGACACUGUAGAAGAGAGUCCCAGCAAGAAACGGAGAGUGCCUGCGAAAGGGUCGAAGAAAGGGUGUAUGAAAGGCAAAGGAGGACCUGAGAAUGGUGGGUGUAGUUUCAGGGGAGUUAGGCAGAGGACUUGGGGUAAAUGGGUCGCUGAGAUUAGAGAGCCGAACCGAGGGAGCAGGCUUUGGCUUGGCACUUUCCCUACAGCUGAGAAAGCUGCGGCUGCUUACGAUGAGGCGGCUAAGGCUAUGUAUGGUCCGCUUGCUCGUGUUAAUUUUCCUCAGUCUUCUUCUGUUUCGGAUGUGGCAAGUACUUCGAGUCGGUCUGAGGUUUGUACGGUUGAGCCUCCUGGAGUUGUUCGUGUGAAGACAGAGGAUGUGGAUUGCGAAUCCAGACCCUUCUUCGUUGAUCGUGUAGAGAGUGACGCCAAUGCGGGUGAAGAAGAGAUGAAGGUAGAUGCCACUGGAGAUAUUCAAGGCAAGGAUUGGUUAAGCGAGUUGGAACAGGAGUGCUGGACCGGACUUCUGGAGGAGAAGCAGAAACUGAAGGAACAAGAGAUAGUUGCGGCAGGGAACUUUCAGAGACAGCCGGACUCGCUCUCUGUUUCGGAUUACGGUUGGCCUGCGGAUCUGUAUCAGAAUCAGUGGGACUCUUCGGAGAUGUUUGAUGUUUCUGAGCUUCUUGGGGACUUGAAUGGGGACAUUUUUACUGGCUCGAACCAGAACCAAUGCCUGGGAGACGAUGUCGGAGGAGGUUUACCUGAACCUGAGAAGCAACAGCUGCAAAGCCUUGGCUCAGACUACGGAUUUCCCUCGCUGCAGCACGAGGCAAAAGAUGGUAGUGACUUCUUCGAUCUGAGUUUCUUGAAUGCGAAGAACUGAGACAGUGGGGGUGCAGUUGGAUGUCUUUGGAUUCGUUUGAUUUGGCUUUUAUCCCAUGAGACUCUUAUCUAAGUUUUUAGUGAUAUAGAGACCCUCACAAGACUGAUAACUCCUCGCAUAAAAAAAGAGAACUGUAUAUACUGUGAGAUAAUGUUACAUACUGUAAUAAAGAAGAAAUUAUAGCGUU